CCUGCAGGUCUCUGAGUUUCCUUGACCAGUGAUCCUGAAAAACAACGCCAUGGGCCGGAUCACAGAAGAUCUUAUUAGACGGAAUGCUGAACACAAUGACUGUGUAAUUUUUUCCCUGGAGGAACUUUCCUUGCAUCAGCAAGAAAUAGAAAGACUAGAACAUAUUGACAAAUGGUGCCGGGAUUUAAAAAUUCUCUAUCUUCAAAAUAACCUCAUUGGAAAAAUUGAAAAUGUUAGCAAACUCAAGAAACUUGAAUAUUUGAAUUUAGCACUAAACAACAUUGAAAGAAUCGAAAAUUUGGAAGGAUGUGAGUGGCUGACAAAACUUGACUUGACUGUAAAUUUCAUUGGCGAACUGAGCAGCAUUAAAACUCUGACCCACAAUAUUCAUCUGAAGGAGCUCUUCCUCAUGGGCAACCCGUGUGCUGAUUUCGAUGGCUACAGGCAGUUUGUGGUGGUGACCUUACAACAGUUAAAGUGGUUGGAUGGCAAAGAGAUAGAGAGGUCUGAAAGGAUCCAGGCAUUGCAGAACUACGCAGCAGUUGAACAGCAAAUCAGAGAACAGGAGAAAGCGUACUGCCGUAGACGGGCCAAAGAGAAAGAGGAGGCUCAGCGAAAACUCGAGGAAGAAGAACAGGAAAGUGAAGACAAGAAGAAAAGUGGCCCAGGUUUUGAUGGGCGUUGGUACACAGACACACAUGCUGUUUGCCCAUCUGCCACAGAGAACAAAAACUAUCUCCAGGUACCAGAAAUAGAAGAAGAGCACAGCAGAAAGAAAACAGAUGAAAGUGAAGAUGAUCUGGCAUUCUGGAACAAGCCCUCUUUGUACACCCCUGAGUCUAGACUGGAAACUCUCAGACACAUGGAAAAACAACGUAAAGUCCAAGAUCAAUUAAGUGACAAGAAGAAGAAAGUGAAGCCACCCCGGACUUUGGUUACUGAAGAUGGGAAGGUCCUGAAUGUCAACGAAGCCAAACUUGAUUUCUCUUUGAAAGAUGAUGAAAAACACAAUCAGAUCAUCCUGGACCUGGCUGUCUAUAGGUACAUGGAUACCUCUUUGAUUGAGGUUGAUGUGCAGCCAACUUAUGUUCGAGUAAUGGUCAAAGGAAAGCCAUUUCAGCUUGCCCUCUCUGCAGAGGUACAGCCUGACAGAAGCUCUGCUAAAAGGUCCCAGACAACAGGACACUUGCUGAUCUGCAUGCCCAAGGUAGGAGAAAUAAUCACAGGAAGUCAACGAUCACCCACGUACACGACAACCACCCUGGACAGCAGCAGGGAACAAACAAACCUCAGAAGAAACCACAUAGAACGAUUAGAAGUGGAUCCCAGCAAGCGUUCCUGCCCUGAUGUGACUACCAUAGUACAAGAGAAAAAAUACAAACCCCAAAGAAGAGAACCCCAACCCCGAAUUGUACCCAGGGAGGAAGACCCAGACUUUGAUGAUAACCCAGAAGUGCCUCCUCUAAUUUGAAACAUGAGGCUAUGUUGUCAUUGACUGUGACCCAUGAAGCCAGGUUGACAGUGGAUGUGUGUCAUUCAUGGGGUAAACCUAGUUCGUUAUCAUUUUAUCUGGUGUUGUAACCCCAACUUUGCAUUGUAAUAUUCUUAAGUGAGUUUAAAAUUAAAUUGCAUACCUUAAAUAGGCUGUAACUUAUCACUCAUCUAUAAUUAAGCUUAGCAAUUGAAAAUACUC
Molecule: messenger RNA, 1693 nt
Organism: Acomys russatus (golden spiny mouse)
Lineage: Eukaryota; Metazoa; Chordata; Mammalia; Rodentia; Muridae
Gene: Dnaaf11
Product: dynein axonemal assembly factor 11
Exons: 12
Coding region: 50-1471 (473 amino acids)
Biological process (GO): outer dynein arm assembly
Cellular component (GO): cytoplasm
Molecular function (GO): protein binding
Source: RefSeq, a predicted model, not a curated record